GCAGAGGAUUCAUCGGCCGUGCCAUAGUCGAUGAGCUGUUGAGUCACCCGCACACCUGUGACGCCAACGUCUACGUGCUAGACACCUCACUACCCUGUGAGAACGACGCCGACUACCACGACAGUAUCACGUACAUACGCGCAGACGUCACCUCCACCACACACAUGCGUAGGGCGGUCAAUGGCAUGGACACUGUGUUCCAUGCAGCCAGCACACGCUAUCAG
Messenger RNA from Sphaeroforma arctica JP610, 224 nucleotides. RefSeq lists its product as hypothetical. Gene Ontology annotation, molecular function: 3-beta-hydroxy-Delta5-steroid dehydrogenase (NAD+) activity. The transcript has a single exon. The annotation marks the transcript as partial. NCBI's taxonomy places the organism in Eukaryota, Ichthyosporea, Ichthyophonida. The record is from RefSeq and is a predicted model, not a curated record. Gene Ontology annotation, biological process: steroid biosynthetic process.